Messenger RNA from Linum trigynum, 1491 nucleotides. Lineage: Eukaryota; Viridiplantae; Streptophyta; Magnoliopsida; Malpighiales; Linaceae. The record is from the annotation of a GenBank genome assembly.
ACUUGUUUAUAGACCGGCAUUUUGUACUUUGUGACACAGCAACGAAUAUGUGUGGACGUGAAAGAGAGAGGGAGUAGAAUUAUUACGAGCAUAUAAAGUUGUUCUUCUUGUUGUUGAUGCGACCGCCGGCUGCUGGAUGAACGGCGGACGGGACGACGAGAUGCCUUUUGUGGUCGUUGUCGUGUUUUGGAUGGCCGUCACUGAUUCUGCCGUCUGCCAAAAUAGCCCUGUCGCGUUACCAAAAGGGAAUCCAAAGUGAGAAAGGAGAAGGACGGUCGCCCCGCCGUCGUCGUUAUGUAAUUCAUCUUUUAGCUACGGCCGAAUAAUUCUCUAUAGAAGAAAAAUAACAAGAAGUGAUUGAUGCUCAUUCAUUCGCCAGCGUUCAAUCAGUAACGAGGCUAGGAUUUGAAAUUAGAGGGAUUUGUAGAGAAAAAAAAUUCUCAUGACAUAAUGAGGACACAUAAUUAAUUGUCGAAAUUUUUUCAUAUAUUUAUUCGAAUAAUGACAACUUAACUAAGGAAAGAAAAUAUAGGAUUACAUAAUUAAUUCAUGGAUUAGAUUACACAUUUUACUGCUAUCAAAAUACUAUUACGAUAAUAAACAUGCAAUUUAAUUAAAUACGAAAUUUACUGCUAUCAAACCUUUGUAAUUAAGGUAUCAAUAAUGACGAGGCCAGGGUGUUUAUGGAUUAGAUCAAACAUUUUCUUGCUAUCAAGUAUAAUUAAAGUAACAAUAAUGAAAUGUGAACAUACUACGAGAGAGCUCGCUACUAGUAGUAACACAACAGAGGAAAAUAUAGAGACAACCAGGCCGGAGACAACUCUAACCCUCGCAGCUAAGGAGCCUGAAACUCUGUAUGAUAGCGAAGAAGAAGCCGCAGCCCGGUCGAGUGUUGCUGCUGCCUCGGUGGGGAAAACAGUAGAGAAAAAGAACAAAACGAGGCCGCGCUUUGAAGUGCUAAACUUGGGACAAGUAGAAGGGGAGACCAGUGAUACCUCCCAUGCAAAGAAAGCCCAAUCGAAAAGCGCACCGCCAGCUGGUCAGGUGGUUAAUAAUGAUUCACAUCUGAAGGUUCCACAAGAGAAGGAAAAGGUCAUGGACAAGGGUAAACAAUCUGGGCGGUUGGAAAAGAACAUAGUCCCUGAUACUGUCCCAACGCGUCAAACCAUGCAAACCAUGCAGGACGUGCGAAUGGAAGAGCCAGCGGAUCUUGAGCAGACCCUGAACCGCCAAACGAAACCACCGGAUCCUACAACGUUGGCUGCAGAGAGUCGUACUCCAAGUGAGAAAAUAAAUGCUGUAAGGGAUGGACAAUCUAGAGAUGGUGCGGGGAACAUAUCCCCUUUGGGUGAUCAAUGAUGAUACUCAGCUACAACUGUCGCGGACUAGGGAGUAAGCGUGCAGUUUGAGCUCUCAAGUCGCUUUUGCGACUUUACUCCCCUCAAGUGGUUUUCUUAAUGGAAACCAAGCAAACAAAAGAUGAGAAUGAAG